CUAGAUGACGCCUCUCUUUGCCGGCGUCGGCAGUGACCGGCUGGUGUCCGUGAUCGGACCGGAGCAAAGUCGGGGAACGUGGGACACAUUUAAAGAGACGAGAGUUGGAGCGAGCGUAAGAAACUUAGUGUAUUGCGAGAUCGCCAUCCCCCCUCUCCCUCGCCAUUAUUUGUUAUGUUUCGAUUUCUCUUUCUUUCCCUUUCGCCGCGUAUCUUUUGAUACGGGCAGUUAAACGGAGCACGCGAACGGAAGUGGAAAGUUCGGAAGCCUCUCCUUGUGUUCUUUUUCAUUUUCCCUAGGCCCACUCUCUUUUCCAUGUCAACAAUACACGUUCUGCUGCCAAGGCCAGCAGUGAGCUACGCCCCCCACGUCAUUGCCGUCGUUAUCAGAGGAUCAUUUUGUACGUCGUAUCCGUGCCAUCGCGAGACUUGGACGAGGAUUGUCGACGGCAUCAUCAAACAUUCAGAGUCGAAGAGAAAAAAAGGUUGGUGGUGAAGGAGGGGGAGGAGGACGUGCGGUCUUAUUAGCGUUGCUCCUGCCAGCCUGAGAUGAGCGACCAUGGUUGCAUACAUUUGAAUAAUUUCAAAGCAGCCAAAGGUAUCCAGCCGUACAAAGUGAUACACUCGUAUUUUGUGACUAGUACAUCGACCGAGGCACGUGUCAGAAAGGCUGUGAGCUGUUUAUGUCAUAUAUGCAAAACAUACAAGGAUCGUCUACAUUCUUGUCUUCAUUGUAUAUUCUUUGGCUGCUAUAUAAAAGGUCACAUACAAGAGCAUGCAAAAACGAAGAAACAUUUUUUAGCCGUUGAUCUGUGUUAUGGAAAUAUAUUGUGCUUCCAAUGCGGCGAUUAUGUAUAUGACAGAGAGUUGUUAGCAGUAGCAAAGGUGCAAUGGAGCGAAUCAGCAAAAUCCUUGAGCUUCGGAGAGUUUUACCGGGCGUGGGAACCCACGCAGAUAGAGGCCGAAUUACUCAGAAAGCACCCGCGCCGAAGACGUGUCGUGGAAAAUACCACUAUAGGUUUAAGAGGAUUGAUCAAUCUCGGACAAACCUGUUUUAUGAACUGUAUUGUACAAGUGCUGAUUCAUACUCCCUUGUUACGAGAUUACUUUCUUGCUGACCGUCAUCACUGCCCACAACCAAGUCGCUGUCUGGUCUGCGAGGUAUCCCAUUUAUUCCAGGAAUUUUAUUCAGGCAACAAGGCUCCGCUGACGCUUCACAAACUUCUUCAUCUGAUUUGGACACAUGUCAAACAUCUGGCGGGUUAUGAGCAGCAAGAUGCCCAUGAAUUCUUUAUUGCCACACUGGACGUUCUUCAUAGGCAUUGCGAAGCUGCUCCAAUAUUAGUCAAGGACAACCCUCAUCAUUGUAAUUGCAUCAUUGAUCAGAUAUUUACUGGAGGCCUUCAAAGCGAUGUUGUAUGUCAGGUUUGCAAUGGAGUGUCUACCACAAUAGAUCCAUUUUGGGAUAUAUCUUUGGAUCUAGGUCCGGCUGCUGAUAGCUCUGGUUCCGAUACAUCUGGGCUUCCUACUUCCCUGCUAGAUUGUUUGGAGAGAUUUACUAGAGCCGAGCAUUUGGGUUCUACUGUAAAGAUCAAAUGUAGCAAUUGCGAGACUUAUCAGGAAAGCACGAAACAGCUAACAAUGAAGCAGCUGCCAAUCGUGGCCAGUUUUCAUCUAAAACGUUUCGAACACUCCAGCAUCCAGGAUAAGAUAUGUAAAAAGGAGAAAAUCUCCACAUUCAUUUCUUUUCCGGAACAAUUAGACAUGACGCCAUUCAUGUCGCACAAGCGUAAUGGUAACAAUAAUAGCGCUAUGAUGGAUGGUUUAUCGAAGAAUGGAGAGAACAUGACUUUCAGUGACAAUAGGUACUCUCUGUUUGCCGUGAUAAAUCACAAAGGUUCGUUAGAGACUGGACAUUAUACUGCUUUCAUCAGGCAACAGAGAGAUCAAUGGUUCAAGUGCGAUGAUCAUUUAAUUACAAAAGCUAGAUUGAAGGACGUCUUGACUAGUGAAGGAUAUCUUCUAUUUUAUCACAAGCAGAUUUUGGAGUAUGGCCGGAAUAAUAAAGUAUGAAAGAGAGAGAGGAAGAAACAGAAGAUGAAUCAAGUUAAAUAAUUUAACUAAAAUUUGGAAAUCGCUACUGAAGUUAGACAUCGGUGAUGUUUUACAUUUGCCGGAAAUAAAUUAUUAUCACCGUCGUUUUUUGAUUUCUGCCGAUGCAUUUUAUGUUCGAUGGGUUACGCCGAUUGAUUACCCAGUCGAAAUCUGUGCGUAUGUCCUAAACAUAAUAUAAGUGUAGAUAUUAAGAUUAGCUCAAUUUUUUUAAAUCAAUCAAUUGCAAUUUUUGUAAAUCGCUCAUUAUUGUUAUACUCUUGACUGGACACUUAUAUACAUGAUGCGAUGGGAAUAGGUCUCAAGGGCAUCUCUUUCUUAAUUUUGUCCUUUUGUCAGUGGAAUGUCAUUACCGAUCUCUGAGAUGUUCCAAUGUACUUGUGAUAUUGGGUUUUUACAAAAAAAAAAACUGGAUAUUUUAAAUUAUUCAA
This is a messenger RNA of Formica exsecta, 2542 nucleotides long. It is a transcript of the gene not, whose product is annotated as ubiquitin carboxyl-terminal hydrolase 22. Gene Ontology annotation, biological process: protein deubiquitination. The coding region runs from base 549 to 2072 and encodes 507 amino acids. Lineage: Eukaryota; Metazoa; Arthropoda; Insecta; Hymenoptera; Formicidae. The record is from RefSeq and is a predicted model, not a curated record. The transcript is spliced from 7 exons. Gene Ontology annotation, molecular function: cysteine-type deubiquitinase activity; zinc ion binding.